AUGAAUCCUUCUACAGGGUCAAGAUUCCAACCAGGCCUGGCACCAGAUCCCAGCUGCAUGAGCACCUCAGCCUCACCCAGUAGGUGGGACAGCUCCCAAAGCAGUGCCUCCAGUCUGAGCCAACUUCAACCCAUCAGCCCUACGGGAUCUGGGGCUCAGGAGGCUGUCUGGGCCCCCUUCCCCACAGUCAAUGUGCCAGACUACGCCCACUAUACUCUGGGCACAGUGAUCCUACUGGUGGGGCUCACAGGGAUGCUGGGCAACAUGACUGUCAUCUACACCUUUUGCAGGAGCAGAGGCCUCAGGACACCUGCCAACAUGUUCAUUAUCAACCUCGCCGUCAGCGACUUCCUCAUGUCCUUCACCCAGGCUCCUGUCUUCUUUGCCAGCAGUCUCUACAAGCAGUGGCUCUUUGGGGAGACCGGCUGUGAGUUCUAUGCCUUCUGUGGGGCUCUCUUUGGCAUCACCUCCAUGAUUACCCUGACGGCCAUUGCCCUGGACCGCUACCUGGUGAUCACGCGCCCACUGGCCACCAUCGGGGUGGUAUCCAAGAGGCGGGCGGCACUUGUCCUGCUGGGCGUCUGGCUCUAUGCCCUGGCCUGGAGCCUGCCACCCUUCUUUGGCUGGAGUGCCUACGUGCCGGAGGGGCUGCUGACCUCCUGCUCCUGGGACUACAUGCGCUUCACGCCAUCCUUCCGUGCCUACACCAUGCUGCUCUUCUGCUUCGUGUUCUUCCUCCCUCUGCUUGUCAUUGUCUACUGCUACAUCUUCAUCUUCAGAGCCAUCCGGGAGACAGGCCAGGCUCUCCAGACUUUCAGGGCCUGCGAGAGCAGCGGUGAGUUACCCCGCCAACGGCAGCGACUGCAGAAUGAAUGGAAAAUAGCAAAGGUCGUCCUGCUGGCCAUCCUUCUGUUCGUGCUCUCUUGGGCCCCCUACUCCGCUGUGGCCCUGGCGGCCUUCGCUGGGUAUGCACAUGUGCUGACGCCCUACAUGACCUCCGUGCCAGCUGUCAUUGCCAAAGCCUCAGCCAUCCACAACCCCAUCAUUUAUGCCAUCAUCCACCCGAAGUACAGAAUGGCCAUUGCUCAGUACCUGCCCUGCCUGGGGGUGCUGCUGGGCGUGUCAGGCCAGAGUACCCGCCCAUACACCAGUUACCGCUCAACCCACGGUUCCACACUGAGCAGCCAGGCCUCAGACCUCAGCUGGAUCUCCAAGCGGAGGCGCCAGGCAUCCCUGGGCUCUGAAAGAGAGGUGGGCUGGACAGACACUGAAAAGGCACCUGCAUGGGGGGCUGCUCAGCAAGUCAGUAGACAAUCACCCUGCCAUCAGGACCUGGAGGACAUGGAAGCCAAGGCCCCUCAUAAGCCCCAGGGACUGGAAGCAGAAGCUCCUGGGAAGAACAAGGGUCUUCUCCCCAGCCUGGACCCCGGGAAGUAG
Molecule: messenger RNA, 1437 nt
Organism: Talpa occidentalis (Iberian mole)
Lineage: Eukaryota; Metazoa; Chordata; Mammalia; Eulipotyphla; Talpidae
Gene: OPN4
Product: opsin 4
Exons: 10
Coding region: 1-1437 (478 amino acids)
Biological process (GO): G protein-coupled receptor signaling pathway; visual perception
Cellular component (GO): membrane
Molecular function (GO): G protein-coupled receptor activity
Source: RefSeq, a predicted model, not a curated record